CUUCGAAUAAGCAACCGGAUCCAUCCAGUCUCGGUUUUCUUAGCCAUCAGUGGAGAGCACGUCCCGCCCGCUAUCCGGCCAAUCAACUCUCCUCAAAUACUCUCCGUUCUCAUUCGUCUAUAGCUCUAGUUGCCCCCGUAUCCUUCCCGUCCUAUUUCAUAUGCCCUGCAGCUGCUGAGCAAGGCUAUAUCUUCGAGCCGACGCUACUGACCCCCCUCUCUCUGUCCAUCUUGAAGAGAGGAAGCUCGACGGAGAAGCACCAAUGGAGUCCGUUUCUAGAACCUUCCGUCCCCCAAACUUCACACUCUCCUUCCCCUCUACCAUCAAUCCACCUUCCCUCCCCCUAAACCCCUCGUCUAAAACUCUCAUCUCCCUACGCCCCUCCCACAAACCCCUUCUCUCCAUCCGCUGUUCCCACAAGCCUCCCCAAGCCGUCCACAAAACCGUAACUCCGAUCCCACUCUCUACCUUCCUCGCUGCCGCCGCUACCUCCGCCGCCCUCCUCUUCGUCCGAUUUCGCUUUCCAUCUCGCGCCAUCGCUGCCAUAGUCUCCCCUGUCCCCGCGGCGUCUGCUGAAUCAUUAGACUCUGAUCAAGACCUCUCUGACGAGGAAAAGGAGCGCAAACUUGAGGAGCACCUUGAUUCUCAUCCCGAUGACGGCCGCUCUCUCCGCGCGCUUAUGGAGCUGAAGGUUCAGGCCGGAAAGUUUCAAGAUGCGAUAGCAGCCGUUGAUCGCCUCAUUCAGCUCGAGCCUGGAGAGAAUGAGCUACUUCUACUGAAGGCACAUAUUCAAAGCUACAGCGGGGAUGCCGAGGCUGCGAGGCAAGGUUUUGAAGAUUUAUUGGUUGGAGACCCCUUGCUUGUGGAAGCCUACCAUGGACUGGUUAUGGCGCAGAGGGAGGUAGAUGGUGAAUUGAAUGAGAUAUUGAAAAGAGUUGAAACUGCCUUGGAGACAUGCAAAAGGCUUAAGAGGAAGGAGGACGUGAGGGAUUUUAAGCUGCUUAUUGCUCAGAUUAAGGUUAUUGAGGACAAGUACGAAGAGGCAUUAAAGAUUUACCAGGAAUUGGUGAGGGAGGAGCCACGGGACUUCCGGCCUUACUUGUGCCAAGGAAUUAUAUACACGUUGCUGCGAAAGAAGGAAGAGGCAGAGAAGCAUUUCGAGAAGUACAGAAGGCUAGUUCCUCGGGAGCAUCCUUAUUCACGGUAUUUUGAUGAUAAUAUGAUUGCAAUGAAGGUCUUUUCCCAAAUAGAGGAGAAUAAGAGGAAGGAGUCUUUGAAGAUUUAGAGAGUUCACCGGUAAAUAACCUCCUGCUAAUGUAGUAUGGUAGUGAUGCAAGCCUUAAGCAUUUUGACUAUUUCAGAGUUAGUUUUUUAUGUCUUCAUUUACUCCAGUUGUUGAAUUUUUGCCCCUUGUUUGAAUGCCAAAUAGUUGUUUUAUCCCGUUUUUAAUGGCGAUGAAAUUUAUGGGAGGAUCGGUGAUUCUGGGAUCUGAACUGAUUUUUCCUUCACAUUGACGUCCUAUUUAGUGCAUAACUAACAAAUGUAGGGGUGCAAGAUGAAAUAAUGGGGGAAACUGGCUAUGCUGAGUCAUUAAACUAAGAGCACUUUUGCAUAUCUAUGUCAAUUCUCAGGACUUUAGGGAUGUUCUGAGCAGGAGUUUUUGUUAUAGGGGUAGGGGUUUGUUGAAAUGGC
Molecule: messenger RNA, 1692 nt
Organism: Phalaenopsis equestris
Lineage: Eukaryota; Viridiplantae; Streptophyta; Magnoliopsida; Asparagales; Orchidaceae
Product: protein SLOW GREEN 1, chloroplastic-like
Exons: 1
Coding region: 263-1285 (340 amino acids)
Molecular function (GO): protein binding
Source: RefSeq, a predicted model, not a curated record